Messenger RNA from Penicillium alfredii, 2013 nucleotides. RefSeq names its product Zn(II)2Cys6 transcription factor. NCBI's taxonomy places the organism in Eukaryota, Fungi, Ascomycota, Eurotiomycetes, Eurotiales, Aspergillaceae. Gene Ontology annotation, molecular function: DNA-binding transcription factor activity, RNA polymerase II-specific; zinc ion binding. The annotation marks the transcript as partial. The record is from RefSeq and is a predicted model, not a curated record. Gene Ontology annotation, biological process: regulation of DNA-templated transcription. The transcript has 2 exons.
GUUCCCAAAGCCCGGGGAGCAGGCAGGUCAGGCCCGCGCCGACGGACAGGCUGCCUGACUUGCAGGGCUCGAAAAGUCCGCUGCGAUGAAUCCAAACCCAGCUGCUCCAACUGCGAUCGCCUGCGUCUGCGAUGUGUUUACAAGCCGCCCAUCGCCCUCGACUCGUGGGCGUCUUCAUCUCGCCCGUCGAGCGAGUCGACCAUACCGGCGCCCACUGCGUCUCCGGCUGCCCCAGCACCGGCAAUGGGCCGUGUUCCGGCGGCAGCGGCAGCAGCCGCCGCCGCAGCCACGACGGCAUCGCAGCGCUCGCCCGAUCUCAACUUCUUCAACACUGUGCUCCGUUCUGAUGAGCACAGCCAGACCAUUUCAGCGCCGACAAACCCACUCCAACGACUCAAUACAGACCCAAACUCAUACCCGAUGGAUCUAGGAGGGGCGUUCGACAUGCUGGGGUUCAUGGGCGGGAUUACUUCGGAGCUGGAGCAGAAACACCUCGAUCUAACAAGCGGCCUUGCCGCAGAAUUUACUGCCAGCCCGUCGUCGCAUUCAAUACCCGCAGGGAUUGCCUCAAACGGUGUAGAAGAGACUGCUCUUGCUGUGAACCGACACACGCCGCUCAGUCCCGCCAGCGUCUCAGACGCAGCGACUACGCGCGGCAGCUGGUCGGAUGCGGGCACAUCGUAUGAAGACCAACUGCUGCAGCAGUUUCUCGUCAUGGAGCCACCUGCGGCCAUCUUCGCGCCUGUCGCAAUGGAGUGGAAGUAUGUGCGGCCGGCAAUUGUCGCUCACGCGCGGGAAUUCAGCCCGCUUUUGAAUGCUGUGUAUUGCUACGUGGAUAUUCAUACUGCUAUGGCAGAGCGAAAGCGAUGGCGCUGGGCGCCUACGUAUUAUCGGGUGUCGAGCUCGGAGAUGCAGGCGUGUCUUCUGGGGGAGGUGGCGGAGUCGACAUUGGUCAAGGUCUUUGCGGCCGUAUUUCUUUUGAUGCUAUCCGAGGUUUUCUCCUCGCCUGAGCUAUGUGCUCCGGGGACGUCGUAUCUGCAUUCUGCGUAUCUCCUCUUGCAGCGGUUUCACGGACGUACUCGAUCCUGGACAGGGCUCGGACAUCUCCUGGUAUCCUGGAUCUCACUACUUGAUGUCAAGUCGUUGAUUGCAGGCCGGGAAGGUGACCCACUGAUCGAGCUGGGCAACCCACCGGAGAAUGGGACAGCGGCCAAGCCCUUUGAGAUACAUAGUCCUCGCACACCCCGUAUGGCAGUUUCAGCAGACGAUAAAAAGCUGGAGGAAGGUACCGAGGACACCUUCCACAGUCCGGGCUAUCUUGUAUACGAAGCCAUCGUCGGGCCGGCAUUCCGAUUCUACGUGCAAGCACAGCAGAUUGUACGGCGUAUAGUGUGCAUUGAUCUGCACCACCGCAGCCGCGGCACGCUCAGCGACGAGUUCGAGGUGCUCCAGAUCGCACACAAAGUCGGCGCAGACCUCGAGAUGCUCUGGCACCGACGACCUCCCGUGAUCGACGUGUAUGAACGGCCAGAGGCCCUGAUCGAUACACUAUGCACGCCCGUCGCUGUAGAGGUCUGCCGCACUUUUCGCCAGUACGUGGCCAACUUCCUGGCCAAUUUCAUUUACCUGCACCGCGUCGCCUUUGCCAUCUACCCGCGCACCGACCGCGUCAACGGCGCCGUCGACCAGAUCAUCCAGCUCGCCACCGUUGAGUCAGCCGGUGCUGCGGUCACCUCUGCCCGUCACCUACCAGUCAGUUUCCUGUGGCCUCUGUUCGUGGCGGGCCUGGAAGGUUCACACGAGCAGCGUCAGUGGAUCAUUCAUGAGAUGCAGCGCAUGGCCGCAGCGCCCGAGUCUGACGACCCGGCGGCAUCACCGGACCGUCAUCCGACUGCCGACAAGGUGCUAUUGUUGUUAGAGGAGAUGACUCGUCGCCAGGAUGCAUCGCGCACAUGGGCAGAUUCGCGAUGUGUGCGGCGGGAGUUGUUCUCGGACUUUUAUGUCAUGAUUUGA